Magnolia sinica is the source of this 1071-nucleotide messenger RNA. RefSeq lists its product as uncharacterized. Lineage: Eukaryota; Viridiplantae; Streptophyta; Magnoliopsida; Magnoliales; Magnoliaceae. Gene Ontology annotation, molecular function: structural constituent of ribosome; mRNA binding. Gene Ontology annotation, biological process: negative regulation of translation; translation. The record is from RefSeq and is a predicted model, not a curated record. The coding region runs from base 152 to 754 and encodes 200 amino acids. The transcript is spliced from 6 exons. Gene Ontology annotation, cellular component: ribosome; mitochondrial large ribosomal subunit.
UCAAAAGCAAGAAAAAAGAAGCUUGUAACCCUAGCAAACAGAGAGAGGCGCACAGCAAUUGCAGAGAGAGAGAGAGAGAGCUGAUUGCAGGUAGGUUGUUGGUGCAUUUCUUCCCCUUCCCGGCCCCCAACGGAAGAACCCCAACGGAAGAAUGUCGACUGCCGCUCCUGCUUUUAGCGGGAACUUGAAGAAAGCGCUUGCUGGCCUUCGACGAAUCAAUUUGGAGGGUCUAAGAUGGCGUGUAUUUGAUGCAAAAGGCCAGAUCCUGGGAAGAUUGGCAUCUCAAAUAUCUACUGUAAUUCAAGGCAAGGAUAAACCAACAUACACCCCAUACCGUGAAGAUGGUGAUAUGUGCAUUGUGCUCAAUGCGAAAGAUGUCUGUGUCACAGGGAGAAAGCUAACUAAUAAGUUUUAUCGUUGGCAUACUGGGUAUAUUGGCCACCUUAAGGAGAGGAGUUUAAAGGAUCAGUUAGCAAAAGAUCCAACAGAAGUCAUCCGCAAAGCUGUUCUACGCAUGCUUCCGCGAAACAAACUGCGUGAUGACCGAGACCGAAAGCUGAGGAUAUUUACAGGCAGUGAGCAUCCUUUCAGUGACCGAUCAGUGGAACCGUAUGUGAUGCCUCCACGCAACGUACGGGAGAUGCGACCCCGAGCAAGACGUGCACUCAUUCGAGCUCAGAAGAAGGCAGAACAGGGUGCUAAUAACACAAACAGGAAAAAGAGGGGCAAAGAGACAAGCGAAAUGAGCGCAUGAGAAAACAAUUCAUUGCAUUUUUGGAAAAAUGGAGAAUUUGAGCACAUGCAGAAUAAAGAAAGGCGACGAUACUUCUGUUGAACCUAUUUUCAUGUGGCUGAUGAAAUUAGCGUUGAAGUUCACCCCAGUGAUUGUGUGGAAUAGGGUUGGCCAUAGAGGUACAUGGGUGGUCAUGAUGUAGACGUGUUGUUAUCAUGUUAGCAAUCUCAGCAGGAUAGCGUUAUUUGUUUUGAAUCAUAUGGGAGCUCAUCAUGGAGCUGAUAUGACUACUACUAAAGGGCAUAUGUAAGAAAUGACAAAAUACUAAUCAUUAUUCA